This is a messenger RNA of Anopheles stephensi (Asian malaria mosquito), 1256 nucleotides long. RefSeq names its product 39S ribosomal protein L39, mitochondrial (gene mRpL39). Lineage: Eukaryota; Metazoa; Arthropoda; Insecta; Diptera; Culicidae. Gene Ontology annotation, molecular function: RNA binding; nucleotide binding. The record is from RefSeq and is a predicted model, not a curated record. Bases 100 to 1173 code for a protein of 357 amino acids. Gene Ontology annotation, cellular component: mitochondrion. The transcript is spliced from 4 exons.
UGCUUGGCAUGUAUUUCCAAAACAAAUGUGACAUAAGCGGCGGCCCGGCAAUUGAUGAAAACACAUUUUCGCGAUUUGUUUUAGUGAAAAGCACGGAAAAUGUCUCUCAACGUCCACCGAAUCAGAUCUCCAGCAUUUCAAUUACACCAUGCAUUGAAGAAGCAUUACUCGGUCGCAGCAGCAACGAAAGGAACGGCCAAAGCGAGCGAGCUGUUUUCCGACGAGCAACGCAGACAGCGGGAAAAUGUGGGCCGUAUCGAGAAGAUUGAAGUUCGGUACCUUGGCUUACCGCACGACACAACGCUCGUGAUGAACCGUGAACUGUCCACACCGUACGAUUGCGCCCGACACAUCGGCGAAAAGUACUGCCAACAGUCGGCCUUGGCCCUGCUGGACAACAAAACACCGUGGGAUAUGCGUCGACCGCUGCGCGAUUCGUGUACGCUGCAGCUGCUUAACUUUACCGCGCCCGAACCACACAUCGCGAACAAAGCGUUCUGGCGAUCCUGUUCCUUCCUGCUGGGGGCUGUACUGCAGGCGAGCUUUAAACCGGAAGCGGGACUCUUCCUGCACAGCUUCCCCAAACCAAACGGUGAGUAUAGGCAACAGCCACAUUUAUGCCACCGGCUUCGUUCGUUAACAUCUCUUUUCCCCCUUUUGUUUACAGUAAAAUCUGGCAGCUUCGUGCACGAUAUCGUGCUGGUCGAAGAGCACUGGAAUCCAACCGUGUCCGAGCUGCGUGCACUAUCGAUCGCAAUGGUGAAACUCGCACAGAAAAAUCUUCCAAUCGAGCGGCUCGAUGUGAGCAGCGAGCUGGCGCUGGAAAUGUUUCACGAUAAUCCGUACAAACGCGAACAGAUACCGAGCGUGGCUGGACAGAACAAUGGGCAGGUGACGGUGUACCGGGUGGGUGAGCAUGUGGACAUAAGCAAAGGGCCAAUGAUGGGUUCGAGCGGUUUGCUCGGUCGGUGUACGAUCUCGGUGGCGCAUCCAGUUAAGGAGGGAAGCGAAAGCGGGAAGCAUUUCUAUCGCAUGCAAGGGGUUGCCCUGCCGGCUGUACUCCGCAUCGGUCACUUUGCGUACAACAUACUGGAGAAUCGUUCGCGAAAGCUGAAUCCGGCCAAAUUACCGAAUGAACCGUUUGAGGAUACGGUCGCAGAGCAAGUAGCGUAGAGAGGGUGUGAGCAGUUAAAGUUAGAAUGAUAAAAUGGAAAAUAAAAGGCCAUUACAUGAUUAUUGUCGCUGAAUGAAGAGCA